Molecule: messenger RNA, 1877 nt
Organism: Gasterosteus aculeatus aculeatus (three-spined stickleback)
Lineage: Eukaryota; Metazoa; Chordata; Actinopteri; Perciformes; Gasterosteidae
Gene: lrrc39
Product: leucine rich repeat containing 39
Cellular component (GO): cytoplasm
Molecular function (GO): protein binding
Source: RefSeq, a predicted model, not a curated record
AAAUUAUCCUUCAGAUUUGAGGUCAAAUUUCAGCUGAGGAGACGCAGGAGCAUGGAGAACGGCUGCUGCGCUCCCACACGUCAGAGGAAGGACGCGGCUGCAGGUCAAAGGUCAUCCCCCCCGAACAGGAAGUGGGCGUCAUGGUGGGCGUGGUGAGCUCUGUCAAAGCUCUGUGGGAGACGAGGAUCAGGAGGCUCCAGGAGGACGAAGACGAGCAGAGGAGGAAGAGCACCAGGGGCGGGGCCACCGGCAGACUGGGUGUCGGGGUCUGGGAGGACCGGGCGGUUCUGGCCCGUCUGAGGAAGAAGCUGCAGACAGAAGACGGACGGCUCGUCCUCCGAAUCGAGCAGGAGGAGUGGAAGAUGUUGCCGGACUGCCUGGUCCAGCUCAGUCAGGUCCACGAGUGGCAAAUUCACCGGACCGGCCUGCAGAAAAUCCCUCACUGCAUCACCAGCUUCCAGAACCUUCUAGUUCUAGAUCUGUCCCGCAACGGGGUCACAGAGAUCCCCAAGCAGAUCGGGAAGCUGCCUCAGCUCCGAGAGCUCCUGCUCAGCUGCAACAGAAUCCAGUUUGUUCCUGAAGAGCUGAGCUGCUGUGAGAGUCUGGAGAGACUGGAGCUGGCCAUGAACCGGGACCUGGACCAGCUUCCAGACCAGUUGAGGAACCUGAAGAAGCUGCAGCACCUGGACCUGUCCAUGAACGACUUCCCCGCCGUGCCGGACUGCGUGGUCGCACUGCCGGCGCUCCAGUGGCUCGACAUGGGAGGGAACGGGCUGCGGCGGUUACCCGAAGACAUACACAGGAUGGAGACGCUGCACACUCUGUGGCUGCAGAGGAACCGGCUGGAGAAACUCCCAGAGAACAUCAGCAGGAUGAAGAGCCUCGACACGCUGGUCCUCAGCUGCAACCUGCUCACGGACAUCCCCCCCCUGAUGGAGGACAUGUCCAACCUCAGGUUUGUGAACUUCCGGGACAACCCUCUGUCUCUGGACGUGACGCUGCCCUGCACGGAGACAAAGGACGAGGACGACAGAGAGAUGUUUGGACGGGAGUUCAUGCAGACUUACAUCCGGGAGGCCAGAAAAAGAGCCUCCGCCGUGCUCCACAUGCACCGAGUCCCCCGUCAGUCCCCCGUCAUCGCCGCGUCGUCUCCCGCAUGAAACGCCGACAUUAACCAAAAGAAUCCGACGUCCCAGAAUCAAAGAAUCUUUGACCCAGUUGUUAGACGUAAAGAUGAUAAUCUUCACCAGCUGCUCUUUAUCUUUUAUUGAUGGUUGAUAAUUAAAAAGACAAGUGCUCAAAGUUUACAAACAUUUAUUUGUAACUUCACGUAAUUUAGUCAUCAGUUAUGCUGAAAAACAGAUUAAACAGAGUGAAUCCUAAAGGUCCCAUAAUGCACCUGGAUGGUGUUUUCCUUCGUGCCUCUACCCGGUAAUAACAUAAAUAAAAAUAUAUUAAUUAUUAAAAAAUAAUCUCACGUUGACUAAAAUAUGUUUUGUCAUUUAAGUGAAUUGAAUGUAUUUUUAUUUUGAUCACGUUUCUGUUUCAGAGCCGACGGAUGACUCAUCAAAUAAAUAAAUAUUCCUCUUCCUGGAGCUCAGCCACGAGUUUUAAAGCCAGUGAAGAAAAGGAUUCAGAAGCAGCGGUUCUGCAUCUGGAGGCUGAGAACACGAUAUUGACACAUUGAUGGUUUUGUUUUUUUCCAGUUUGUGUCACGCGUCAGAUUUCAACUGAGUACAUUUUUUUUCAUCCAAAAAGCCACAGACAAAGUGUUUUGUAUGAAGUUAUUUUUAAAGUAGACAGAAUGAACACAACUGAAAACAUUUUAAUACAAAAAUUUAAAAUUCUAUCCUUUUAAAUAAAAAUACCGAUGUCUG